AUGGAUAAGGAUAACAUACUGACAGCCUGGAAGGCCUAUAGACGAAAAGGCCAUCGAGCUUGGGAAUGGACUAGGUUCCGGAUAGAACCAAUAUUACAAGACUUUAUUAAAUAUGUCCAGAACGCGGAGAACUGGGAAACCUACGGGAGCAACUGCAACAGCCAUUUUUAUUACCACAGUGGAACAGGGUAUGAGCACCACGUUAAGUGGCCCGGUACCAAGGUUAUGUGCAAAGUUAUGUCAACAGCACUAUUCUUCCUCACUGACCCCACUGGGUUAAGGAGGUUUAUGAAAGGGAGACAUGAGGCAGUACAAAGGUUACAAGAAUUUAUAGGGUGCACAAUUGUAAAUGUGUUUAUGCAUAUACUGGAGGAGACAGUAUGUGAGGGACACUGGGGGCUAGAGUACGCCUGGUACGUCAUGAGGGACCAGAUGAAGGGAAUAGAGGGGAACAUUGUGGCCGAAGGGAGAUGUGUCAAAGGGUUCAUAGACGAAGUUAACCUUGGGCAUUGGAGUAUGAAGGAAAAAAUUAAGGAGUGGAUACAGAAGAACACGCAGUUAAGGGAAUGGGUGAGGAAUACAGAAAUUAAAAGGAUGUGCCAAACUGCCCAAGAAAAAAGUAAAGAGGCGAAGAGAACAGGGAAGGGAGAGGGUACAUGGCGAGUGGGGGGGGCAAGUAGUGAAACAUAUGGAGAAACGGAAGUAAGGGAAAAACUGGAGACAGGAAUAAAAGACGUCAUAGGUAGCGGAAUGCACGAGAUAAUGAAAAAGGUGGGUGAACAGUUGGAAGGAGGAGGCAAACCACCGCAGACUGGACAACCGGGUACAGCAGCAGAGAAGCCAGGAUCGGGGAUACAGGUAGCUGAGAACCCAACUGCGCCACCGCAGACACCAGGAGCAGCACAACAGGACAGCAAGAAGGACACAAGAAGUGCUGAGGACAACACGCAUGGACGCAACGCAGCCAGGAAGGAAGAUACAGACGACACACGACCCGUACCACCACCCCCACCGGCGGCACCCCCAUCAACACAAGGAGCCGGAUCAGCCGAAGGAUCAGGGGGCCCAGGACCUGGACAAAAACCAGAACCUUCACCACCACAACAGGAAGGAUCAACGAAUGCAGGUAAGAAGUCUAAGACCACAUGUGAGAUAGUUGUGAAGAAGGAACGAAACCAGAGUGUAGACAACGACGGUAAUCAGGCAACUGUGGAAAUUUCUUUCUCAACAACACCCUCCACAAAUGAAUGCAUGGACCCGGACAAUCCAACGGAAGUUCCAGGUAAUGACCCUGCGCCUACUCAUGUGACAACGAGUGGUCCAGGGGAACCAGCAGACCAAUCCCCAGCACCAGCACCAGAUCAACAGGAUUCCAAGGGCCCUAGUAAUGCGCACAUUCCAACGAACGGGCCAGCAGGUUCUUCAGCGGAAACUGAUCAAGCGGGUGCACCAGGUAAAGCUGGUGGAUCCGGUGACAACGGUGACCCGAGCAAAGCCGGGGACAACGGCAACCAGGGCGAACCCGGUGCACCUGGUGCAAAAGGUGCAAGCGGUGAAGCCGGUAAAGCGGUGGACGAUGUUGUCGUCGACGGCGGCAAUGAUGACCCCCCUCCUCUCAAUCCACCCAAACCAAAACCCAACCCGAACCCAAAUCAAUCGGGUGCAAGCGGUAGCGGCAGCACCGGUCAGCCGGACGCAAGUGGUUCCUCUGGUACAGGUUCUACUGGGGCCAAAAACCCCGGAUCAUCUGGUCCAGCUUAUGCGGGGCCAGCAGCAACUGGGACUCAGGGCACCGGUUCUCCUCCUUCCGGUGGUCCACGUCAAGGAGUUAAUGACCAACCUCAACCUCCCCUUCCUUCCCCGAAACCCUUCGACCCCAAGGAUCUCAUCCCCUAUACCCCUGCGAUCAUUCCCGCAGUGGUUGGUAUUGGCAUCAUUUCCUUUUUCCUCUGGAACUAUUUUGCGUACCUUGCCAAACGACGACGAACAUAUCGAACCGUUCGCGACGUCCCGUCACCGCCCCUCGACGAAGAAAUAUUGGAGCAUCUACAACGCGGCGAACUACCGCCACCCGAUUACGGGUACACGAUUGUUAGGGAUAGGCGGCCUGCAUCUUCUACCGCACAACGACGACGUCAACCACGCGUGCAUAAACGCACGAUCAUCGAGCUACAUUUAGAAGUGCUCAACGAAUGUGAAGUGGCCGCGUGGGAAAACGUCCAAGACGAGUAUUUGCAGAUUGUCGUGGAGGAGUUUGCACAGGAGUUGAUGCGGGACGCAAAGGGGUAUAGUAGUUCCUUGGAUGCUCCUAUCACAAACCAGGAUUUAUCAGGAAACAAUGUUUCCUCCACUGACUGCGACGGAACGGAUGCAUGGAGUUGUAUGGAAACGAUAGAGUUCGCAACGGACCGUUCUCCACCUAACGAAGAUAACCCAUGGAGUUGUAUGGAAACCAUACAGUUAGCACCGGCACACAGUCGUUCCCAACCAGCGGCGACACGUGACAUGCGUGCCCCCGACUACAUCCACUUCAUUAACUGGAUUGACAGCAACAAGCAUCUAUUGCGGAAGUGCACGACGCAACCGUGGUUUCACACCCUCAAAUUGGAAUGGAAACAAUAUUAUCAACAGCAUGCGCAAAACGGCGUAUCCGGGCACAGUGUACUCGGUGAAGCGGCAACCCUGCACAUGCAGAAACUGGACUUGUGGAAAGAAUGGGUUGCCCAGCAACAUCGGCACAUGCGUAUGUAUGGCAAGGAGCAGCAGUGGUUUCAACAUUUGUUGAAUAAUGUAGAGGAGGACACAGUGCCGCAAAAAGGCGACGUAUCAGUAGUCGAACAAGACUUAGACGUGGAAAAAGCAAUGGCCGCAGAAGAUAUACUGAGAGUGCGACAUGUACCACGGUCCCAACUGCAUAAGCAACCUUACAUGAAAAAACGCUUAACCGCUCAAACAUGGAUACUGAUCCUGGCAUUAGUCAUAGAACAGUGCGAGGUCGAAUGUCGUUUGCAGGAGACGGAGUUAUAUGUGGAUGACCUAUUGGCACAGCUCUGA
Molecule: messenger RNA, 3054 nt
Organism: Plasmodium fragile
Lineage: Eukaryota; Apicomplexa; Aconoidasida; Haemosporida; Plasmodiidae
Exons: 5
Coding region: 1-3054 (1017 amino acids)
Source: RefSeq, a predicted model, not a curated record